Molecule: messenger RNA, 2651 nt
Organism: Ruditapes philippinarum (Manila clam)
Lineage: Eukaryota; Metazoa; Mollusca; Bivalvia; Venerida; Veneridae
Product: THO complex subunit 4-like
Exons: 6
Coding region: 114-959 (281 amino acids)
Biological process (GO): mRNA export from nucleus
Cellular component (GO): nucleus
Molecular function (GO): mRNA binding
Source: RefSeq, a predicted model, not a curated record
GAAAUUGUAAACCAGUCGAGACCGCCAAAGAAAUAAAGCUUUUUCACACGCGGAAAACUAACUUUAGAAAAUUGACCGAGUAUAUGACUAUUACGAUCUAAAAUAAAUCCAAAAUGAGUGACAAACUUGACAUGAGCUUAGAUGAUAUCAUCAAAUCAAAUAAAAAGCCAGGUGGAAGAGGCGGUAGGGGCGGGCGCGGCUCUGGUGGCAGGGGCGGUCGUGGCCGUCAAAACAGAGGUGGUGGUGGCCGGGGAGUUUUUCGGGGAGGAGUUCAGAAACGCCGGGGAGGUGGUGGCGGUGGAAACAGAUCAUUCGGAAGAUCACCAAGUAAAGGCAAUGCAGAGGAUGUUUGGCAGCAUGACAUGUUUGAUGGUGGAGCUGGAGGUGGCAUAAAACGAGCAAGGUCAGCACCUGGUGGUGGUGGCAUAGUAACUAGCUCAGGAAAACUACACAUCUCAAAUCUAGAUUUUGGUGUCAGUGAGUCGGAUAUACAGGAGUUAUUUGCAGAGUUUGGUCCAUUAAGAAAAGCCAGUGUUCAUUACGAUCGCUCAGGUAGAUCUCUAGGUACAGCAGAAGUUAUAUAUGAAAGAAGAGCAGAUGCAGCAAAAGCUUUAAAACAAUAUAAUAAUGUACCACUUGAUGGUAGACCUAUGAGUAUACAGUUAAUAGGAGCUGAAAGUAUGUCUCCAGCCAGUAGAUUAGGUAGAGGAGCAACUGGUGGUGGUGGCGGCGGAGGUGGUGGAGGCCAAAGAUUCACUAGUGGUGGUGGAAGGGGUGGUCAGCGACGAUCAAAUGGAUUUAGUGGUGGUAGAGGUCGAGGAGGAGGUGGCAGAGGGAGCCGUGGCCGAGGAGGUAGAGGUGGUGGACGCGGGGGCGGAGCAGCAAAUAAAAAAUCACUCACAGCUGAAGAAUUAGACGCACAAUUAGAUGCUUACAAUGCAAAGAUGGACACAGAUUGAUAGGAGCACAUUGAUAUGUGAUAUUAAAAACAAACAUUUGUAAGUGAAAUUGGAUAACAAGGAACAAAACAGUGAAUAUUGACAGAAAAGAUUUAGAUGUGCUCUUAGUAAAGUGAUAAAGGCUGCUGUGAGACAUAAAUAUCAUGGUGAAACUAUUAUAACAUGGGCAUAAAUAAUAAUAUGAUAAAUCGGUUAGGUGUAUUGUGAAAAUUAUAAUGUUUUUAAUUUAUGUUUUUAUUUUAUUACAACUUGUAUUAAAGUAAAUAUAGUGAGAACAUAGUAUUUGAUUUUAAAUUGUUUGGUUUUAUAUAAUUUAGAACGAACAAUAUGCUGUUGCAACAGUCACUGAUUAUAUUCCAAAUGUAUUUAUUUUUUUAUAUAUCAAUUUCAUGUGUGUUUUCAAUUGAACAUAUUUAGUUAACUUUAUUUAUAGUUCUACUGAUUUAGGUUUAGAUAUAUAAUAUUUUUUUGAGAUAUAGAGCUUAGGUGACUCAAGUUUUAAUUAUUAGUUAUUGACAUAUUGGAAAAAAGUCCCAGUUUGUGUGUUUUUAAGCAAUUCCCGAAAAAUUCGACCAAAAGGAACUAGUUAAUGUGUCACCUGCCAAAUUUUAUGUUGUGCAAGAUGGCUGUUAAGUGGUAUUGCAUGUCAUAGGUGUAUGGUUUAAGGAUUAUUCCUGAAUUCAAGAAUCUUUUAAACAAAAAAAAUGUUAAAUACAGACUUCAAGAUAUCCAAAUAAGACAUAUGGAUGUGCGAGCAAAAUGUUAAAUACAUAAUUUUCAAGAUAUCCAAAAAAGACUUACGGGUGUGCAAGCAAAAUGUAAAAUACAGAAUAUUUUUGAGACCACCAAAUAAAACUUAUGUGUGAGCAAAACUUUAAAUACAGAAUUUUCGAGAUAUUCAAAUAAGACUUAAUGGGUGUACGAGUGUGUUUUUAAUGUAUAUGGGCUAUACUAUUACCAGUAUUUGAAAUACAAGGCAAUAGAAUAAAAAUAGUGGUAGAUUUAUAUAGAGCUGGUGAGUGGAACCCUUAGAUUUUGUAGUAUGAAUGUCUAUAAGAAAAGGAACAUUUUAUUCAAGAAUACAAUUUAUGUUAAGUUGAUCUCAUUUUUGCGAUGAAAAAAAUAAGUGUUGCUUUUAACAAAUAUAUAUAUUGAGUGCUGAUUACAACAUUUAUAUAUUUGUUAAUAGUGGUACUUUGCAAGUCUGAUUUACUUAAUAGAUGAAGGUAUCUAAAAUAUUUUUACAUUUAAACAUUUUAUUAUUUUUUUAGAUUCAUUCUACGGUUCUCUUUUCUUUCAUGUAAACAGUAUGUUGGUGUGGCUUUUAAACCAACAUGAUAAAAAAAAAAAUCCUUUUUUUAUAAUGCUCAAUAUUUCCUUUUGUUGGACAGGAUUCCAGUCCUUUGGGAGUGAUGAUAUAUUGUUCUGGAAUUUUUUUUAUUUUUUGUUCCUUCAAUUUGUUGAAAUAUUAGAUAAAUCGAGCAGCUAUGUACAUGAGGAGACUAGACAAAUGAUAUGCGUUAUUCAGUUUUGUUGUAAAGAUUACAUUUAUUAUGUUCACAUGGUAUCAUCAUUUUAUUCUUACUCAUAUCGUAAUACAUUCUGUUUGUAAAAAAAAUCUCAUGAAAAAAAAUUCUUAAAAACAUUUAUUGUACAUUGUGACUUUGUAAAUAAAAAGACAAACUUUUUAAA